Messenger RNA from Megalops cyprinoides (Indo-Pacific tarpon), 1640 nucleotides. It is a transcript of the gene hs3st1, whose product is annotated as heparan sulfate (glucosamine) 3-O-sulfotransferase 1. The coding region runs from base 559 to 1485 and encodes 308 amino acids. The record is from RefSeq and is a predicted model, not a curated record. Gene Ontology annotation, molecular function: [heparan sulfate]-glucosamine 3-sulfotransferase activity. The transcript is spliced from 2 exons. Lineage: Eukaryota; Metazoa; Chordata; Actinopteri; Elopiformes; Megalopidae.
AGAUAAAAGCAAGAAGACGUACACUACAGAGGUCUUCCUGAAGCCCUAUAUUUCUGUCAGAGGUCAACUGCAGCGCGGCUUUAAUGACAGAUAAAUGAAGGCAGUAUUUUUCUUUUCACAGUAAAUAACGGCUUGGUUAAUGCGCUACUUGUUAGGUGGAGUCAUAGGGACGCAUUGUGGAGGCGGAACUGAACGUAUAAUAAGGCGCUUUAGCUCUCUUGAUGAGCGUGUCACUUGCAGAACAACGAGGGAGGUGAUUAAAAUGUUUUGACUUUCGUUUUUAGUCCUAGUGAUUAUUAUUAUUAGUCUACAUAUUACUUCAGCACUACCAACGCUACACCGCUAAAAUGCCUUACUGUGUUUGAUUAACAUUGAGACGGGCGUCGUGUGAUUUCCUUUGUUGAGGUGAGCGUGAGCGCAGAGGAGACCACAUCUGCUGCGGAGCCGUGUUUUUUCUCCCAGGUGGACGGUAGCCUCGCGGGCGGCUCCUCUUUCGAUGUGGGGUACAGAUCUGUUUCUUUGGCCAGGCUGAUAUCGAGCAGGACCAGGACGUCCCUGAUGGCGGCCUUGCUUUUCGGGCUGCUCCUCUUCGCCGCGCAGUCCCCCACCAUCCCGUCCCGGCCCGCCGGCAAUGGCGUCCCCCCCACCGGGUCUCUGCCCCCGCUGGCGCUCGACGUUGCUGUGGCGCCCACGGCGGGGCCGAACGGCACCAGCCAGCGGCUUCCGGGCGUCAUCAUCAUCGGGGUGAGGAAGGGCGGCACCCGGGCCCUGAUCGAGAUGCUGAGCCUGCACAGCGACGUGGCGGCGGCCGAGAACGAGGUGCACUUCUUCGACUGGGAGAGCCACUUCGAGAAGGGCCUGGAGUGGUAUGUCAGGCAGAUGCCCUUCUCCCGGCCAGAGCAGUUGACUGUGGAGAAAACGCCUGCCUACUUCACCUCCAGCAAGGUCCCUGAGCGGAUCUACCGCAUGAACCCGGACAUCAAGCUCCUGGUCAUCCUCCGCGACCCCACGGAGCGGGUCCUGUCGGACUACACCCAGGUCUUCUACAACCGCGUACAGAAGCACAAGCAGUACCAGCCCAUCGAGGCGGUGCUGGUGAAGAACGGGGAGAUCAAUCUGGAGUACAAGGCCCUGACGCGGAGUCUGUACUACCUGCACAUGCAGAACUGGCUGCGGUUCUUCCCGCUGGAGAACAUCCACGUGGUGGACGGGGACCGGCUGAUCCGGGACCCCUUCCCCGAGAUGAAGCAAGUGGAGAGGUUCCUCAACCUCUCGCCGCAGAUCAACGCCUCCAACUUCUACUUCAACAAGACCAAGGGCUUUUACUGCCUGUGCGACCACGGCAGGGAGCGGUGCCUGCAUGACUCCAAAGGCCGGCCCCACCCCCAGGUGGAGCCCGCUAUCCUCCACAAGCUCUACCGCUUCUUCCACGAACCCAACAGGAAGUUCUUUGAACUCAUCGGGAGAAACUUUGACUGGAAUUGAUUCCGUUUCUUUCGUUCAUUUUUUUAAAUUGCUGUUAUUGUUUGACUUUUUCAGCGUGCAUCAAAACUGAGCCCCUGCAGUGCAAACCACAAGUAUUAGUAGACAGCUUAGAUUUUACAUGUAUAUUGUAAAAAAAAUUAUAACCGUUGUACAGU